GUGUCAUCCUGGGUUGGAUUAAUCGAAUAGUUCAACCGCUCUGAUCCAGACAUACCAAAUUUCUCCCUUCCUCCAACCUGUCCGGCGUCUUACAUCAUGAGUAUGAAGUUAAUGCUACUCCCGCUGCUGACUGUGGUGGCAACCAGUCUGGCCCAGCAGAAAUGCUGCUGGCCUGAUGUUUUCGAAGUGGACGCAGUGACAACGGUUGGCUCAGCUUUGGGUGGUAAGGGCACGGUCUCAAAGGAAAACCUCCACCUUGCGUAUGAUUAUCCCAAACGGCGUUUGGCCGAGGUAACAUACAAAAUGGUUGCGGGGCAACGGACUGAAUUCCGAAUACUUCUUGAAUAUAACACAGAAGUAGAAUAUACAAUCCAGUCUAGUCCAGUUGUGUCGACUUGUACGAAGGCCAGUCUCCCACCACAAAGUAAAAUGCCACACUGUAUUCCUGACACAGCAAGCUUUCUGGGAUCGAGCUACUUCGGUUAUAAAAAGUUGAAUGUGGACUUUUUCCAGUUCUACAUGGCGCAGUCUAUGGGCAACGUAACGGAGGUUGUUUCAAAGGGCGACUGCAUUCCCGUUAGCACUACGACAGUCGUUCCGAUCGCUCAGUUAAUCGCGAACAUCGGCUACGUCAAUUACACCCACGGAAUCAUUAACCCCACGAAAUAUUUCAACAUACCCACUUACUGUCCUAAGACUCCUACUGAUGAGCUGGAAAUGGCGGAAGUGACUCCCAGACUCAUCCGACUUGUAUAAAAAUGGACUGGCCCCGCACAGUAACAACACCCUUGGCUAUGUAGGCCUACAACCACGCCUCUACGGCAUACACUCGAUGAAGUUUUCCUCUUAGCAUAGAAAGAAGAACGUCGGCUGAUAAUGACAAUGAUAAUUGUUACAUUAUGAAUGAUGAUUUAUCUUUUAGUCAAUUCUUCAUCCUACAUUUAGAGGCACUUUUUCUUGAAAACGGGUCCAGUGGCGUAUAUCUGUGUUGGAAAUUGGGGGAACAGGGAUUGGAAAAGGUGCGGGGUGACUUGCCCGGAAAUGGAAAUUUGGAAAGCGGGGGGGGGUACCAGAUAUACGAUAUAGGAAUCGAUGGUCAUGAUAAAGAUGUACAUCAGUAAUGUGUAUCAAAUUCAUGCAGAAUCUUACAUCAGAAGGGCAUAUUUACGCUUUUUAAAAUGGUUUUCCCUUUUAAUAGUGAUAUUGCAAAAACUUUAGUGGUUGAAAAUCCUGCAAAUUCUUCACAAUCUGCCUGAAUUUGUUUUGAUCAUCAAAAAAGUCAAUAAUAAGUCUCAAAAUCAGUGUAUACCACAACCUAUGUCAGACCCAUGGACGCAGUUCCAUGGCCCACCAGAUUCUUUCGAUGAGGCAAAAGUGUUACGUAUUGAUGUUUGAAAGUAAUGAAUGUGGAGACUCAAUCUUAUAACAAAAGAAGCGAAAUAGGCCAGAUGAUGUUCUACAUUUGACUGUUCAAGUUUGGUCAAGGUGACGGGGGCGCCAUUCUGUUUCCUUACGUUGGAACAUGUUUAUCACUUCUCGGUUCUAUGUUCGGUUUCACCUUAGAAACCUUAACCUCAGCCAGUGACAAAAUUGAAGUUAAAUUGCGUUUGUUCGGUCAUAAUGAACGGGACCAGUGGAUAAUUUUCUAGGUUUUUUACAAUAUUGUCAAAACACUCACUGCGCUGCGUGUCGGGCUGUAAGCGUAUCGUUGAAAAGGACCAUAUCUAAUCAUCCAGUUUCAUUAUCAGGCAGUAAUUUGAAGCUGGAAAGUAUGUCUGUGCAUAUCAGAGAAAUUAUGCCACAACUCACUAUGUGUGCAUGGGCGUCGCCAGGAUUUUUCAGAGGGGGGGGAGUGCAAACCAUUUUGUCCCCAUUGGCUGGAGAGUUUCAUGAGGGCAAGCUAGGGCUAGUGGUGAUAUAUUUAAAGUAAAUCCGGUACUUUCAUCCCAUUUCUUCUCAGAUUUAUAUUUACUUCGUUUUUUGAACAUUUUUUAAUGUGCCCCCCAUUUUUUCAAGGGGGGCAAGUAUCCCUCUUGCCCUCGCGACGCCCAUGUGUGUUUACUUUCAUAAAUGUAUUUCACAAUUUGAAACUUUUUUGAGGAAAUUUCAUUAUCCGAAAUAUCCCGAGUUUGGGUGUUCAAGUCACCUGAUUGUCACAUGACCUAAAAAAAAACAGAGGAGGCAGUUCCAUGGACUUGUCAACAACAAUUCCAACCCACGAGCAUUACCCUCCAGAGGAAUCAAAAGUCCACUAUA
Messenger RNA from Acanthaster planci (crown-of-thorns starfish), 2256 nucleotides. RefSeq names its product development-specific protein LVN1.2-like. Gene Ontology annotation, biological process: cell-matrix adhesion. The record is from RefSeq and is a predicted model, not a curated record. Gene Ontology annotation, cellular component: lysosome; extracellular region. Gene Ontology annotation, molecular function: calcium ion binding. NCBI's taxonomy places the organism in Eukaryota, Metazoa, Echinodermata, Asteroidea, Valvatida, Acanthasteridae.